AUGGAUGUAAAUGAUAAUCCUUUCAUUAAAAAUCGAUCGAGCACCCGAGUGACAAAUGCGCCUGGGGGUAAUUCCACGUUAUCAUUUGGCAAUUAUAUUAGUGAAGAAAAUGAAAAACUUCGAGUCAGGAAAGGACAUGCCGGAUCACAAAUGACUCCAAAUACAGAAGCCGCUGGAAAUACAGAUGUUAAAAAAAUGUCAAAUCAAUCGGACAGAAAAACGAAUGUAAAAGUAAAUCAACCACCUGGAGGAGCAUCAAGCAUCAUAUUUGGUUAG
Plasmodium vinckei vinckei is the source of this 276-nucleotide messenger RNA. RefSeq names its product conserved Plasmodium protein, unknown function. The transcript has 4 exons. Bases 1 to 276 code for a protein of 91 amino acids. NCBI's taxonomy places the organism in Eukaryota, Apicomplexa, Aconoidasida, Haemosporida, Plasmodiidae. The record is from RefSeq and is a predicted model, not a curated record.